Molecule: messenger RNA, 1507 nt
Organism: Hemiscyllium ocellatum (epaulette shark)
Lineage: Eukaryota; Metazoa; Chordata; Chondrichthyes; Orectolobiformes; Hemiscylliidae
Product: gastrula zinc finger protein XlCGF49.1-like
Exons: 2
Coding region: 542-1372 (276 amino acids)
Cellular component (GO): nucleus
Source: RefSeq, a predicted model, not a curated record
GCAGUGUAGAUCCCGCAGCGGGACGGCGGCCGAAGGAACAAGGACAGAAACCGCCGGGAAAGGCUGAGUGGGUCCGGGGAUCCUUCUUCAGAACACGGACAGGUCUCAGAAACAUCUCGGGGGAGGUCGCCAGGCCCGAGCGCCAAGACCUGGCUCCUGCCCCCGGGGAGAGGAGAUGGUGAGACAGGAGUAUUUGAAGAGGGAAGUUUCAAGAUUAACAGAUGAAGGGUUUAUGCCUGAAACGUUGACUCUCCUGCUCCUCAGAUGCUGCCUGACCUGCUGUGCUUUUCCAGCGCUGCAGUUUUCAACUCUGACUCUCCAACGUCUACAGUCUUCACUUUGAUGUCAAUGUCUGACAGUCACUCAGUCCAUCGGGACCGCAACAGUUUUCAACUAUGAUUCUGUGAGAAGGAGGAAAGCUUUUUGGUUCCUGUUUGAGUACGUUUUCAGCAUCGGUGGGACUGGAUGAGAGACACAACUGUUGCAGCGCACUGAAUGAGGAGCGUGUAGCAGCUAUACAGCCUGGAAAGAGGAAUUCACGAUGUGUUUGUGUGCGGCUGAAGCUGUGGCCAUGGAGAAACCUGAGGAAUCCUGCCCCAUGGAGAAACCGUGGAAGUGUGGGGACUGUGGGAAAGGCUUCCGUGCUCCGUCUGCCCUGGAGAUUCAUCGGCGCAGUCACACCGGGGAGAGGCCGUUCCCCUGCACUGAGUGCGGGAAGAUCUUUAGCAAUUCCUCCAUCCUGCUGAAGCACCGGCGGGUCCACACGGGGGAGAGGCCCUUCAGCUGCCCUGAGUGCGGGAAGGCUUUUACACAGGCAUCCAUCCUGCUGACCCACCGGCGGAUCCACACUGGGGAGAGGCCAUUCUCCUGCCCCGAGUGCGGGAAGGGAUUCAGUCAGGUGGGCAACUUGCGUACGCACCAGCGGGUCCACACGGGGGAGAAGCCCUUCAGCUGCCCUGAAUGUGGGAAGGCCUUCAGCUAUUCCUCGGACCUGCUGAAGCAUCAGCAUGUCCACACUGGGGAGAGGCCCUUCAGUUGUCCCGAGUGCGGGAAGGGCUUCAGCGAUUCCUCCGACCUGCUGAAGCACCAACGGGUCCACACAGGGCAGAAGCCCUUCAGCUGCCCUGAGUGCGGGAAGGCCUUCAGCGAUUCCUCUGCCCUGGUGAAGCACCGGCGAGUCCACACCGGGGAGAGGCCCUUCAGCUGCCCUGAGUGCGGGAAAAGCUUUGCCCGGACCUCCAACCUGCUGACCCACCGGCGGAUCCACACCGGGGAGAGGCCCUUCAGCUGCCCCGAAUGCGGGAAGGGCUUCACCCGCUCCUCCCACCUCCGGAGCCACCAGCGAGUUCACGUGCCAUCGCAGGGGGAUUGAAGGAGUGACGGCCGAGUGCCAUUAUCGACUGGACAAUCAACCCAGUUCCAGGGAUCCCGGGUUCAAUUCCUACCGCGACAGAUGGUGGAAUUGGAAUUUGGUCAGAAAUCUGGAGUUCAGAACGGUGAAACCAUU